AUGGCAACCGAGGCGCUCGUGACCGUCCCUAGCGACGUCGCCAAGCCCGAGACGGCGUCGAAGAGGGAGGAUGACGCGACGGAAAAGAAAUGGCGCGAGACGGCGGAAAUUUUUGAGUACGGGAGCGCGGCUAACCCGGACAUGAGACCCAUCCCGGUUCUGGUCCACCCAGCGGAUCUGCACGAGAGCGGCGAGACUCGAGUGAUUCCGUUCGAUAUCAACGAUUUCUUAGACAUCACGGAGUCAUGCACGUCACCGAACCUGAUGGCGUCCUUCGUGCGCAUCGUGAAGGGUGAGUCAAUCGAGACGAGCGCGAAGGCGACGUCCCAGGCGUUUUACGUCAUUCGCGGCUCGGGCGAGAGCGAGAGCGAGCACGGGAAGAUUUCGUGGUCCACGGGAGACAUGUUCGUGCUACCGGUGACGAAGGGUGGCGUGACGCACGCGUGUAUUGAUGCGGAGGCGAAAGGCGGGGCGGCGCUGUAUUGGGUGCAUGAUGAGCCGCUCAUGCAAUACCUUGGCGUGAGCCCCGCGGACGAGAAGAAGUUUGAACCGACGCUGUACCGCAGAGAGCAAAUGCUGGAGCGGGUCGAGGAAAUUAAGCACGACAGUGGUGCGAGCAACAACCGAUGCGGUGUAUUGCUCGGCAACUCGGCGUGCUCUCAGACGAAGACGCUGACUCACGUCCUGUGGUCGCUCUUGAACUCCAUCCCAGCAAAGACCGUGCAACGACCGCAUCGUCACAACUCUGUCGCACUCGACCUUGCAGUCGCCGCGAAGCCCGGCGUUUACACCCUCAUGGGUAAGGAAAUAGAUAGCCAAGGCUUUAUUAUCGAUCCCAUUCGAUGCGAUUGGAUCGAGGGCGGCGUCUUCGUCACUCCUCCGGGCUGGUGGCACUCGCACCACAAUGAGAGCGACGAUGUUGCGUGGGUUUUGCCGAUGCAAGAUGCUGGCUUGUACACGCACCAGCGCACCUUGGACAUUCGAUUCGUUGACGACGAAUUGGAACUUCACGCUGCGGGUCGGAUUAGAGGAAGCGCGUUCGCGGUGACGAACAAGCAGUACAUUGAACUCGCCGAGUUUGGCGGAUCCGUUCCGGCUCCGAAGAGUGACAACACGAUAAAGCGCGUGCUCAGCGUAGAGUGCAUGACCUCCCAACUGGGUGAGAGCAAGCGGGCCAAGGCGACGCAAGUCGGUGCCUCCAUCUGCUCUCAGCCCGAGCCCGAAGCGUGA
This is a messenger RNA of Ostreococcus tauri, 1230 nucleotides long. RefSeq names its product RmlC-like jelly roll fold. The record is from RefSeq and is a predicted model, not a curated record. Gene Ontology annotation, molecular function: dioxygenase activity. The coding region runs from base 1 to 1230 and encodes 409 amino acids. NCBI's taxonomy places the organism in Eukaryota, Viridiplantae, Chlorophyta, Mamiellophyceae, Mamiellales, Bathycoccaceae. The transcript has a single exon.